Ophidiomyces ophidiicola is the source of this 1794-nucleotide messenger RNA. RefSeq lists its product as uncharacterized. Gene Ontology annotation, molecular function: oxidoreductase activity. The transcript is spliced from 3 exons. The record is from RefSeq and is a predicted model, not a curated record. NCBI's taxonomy places the organism in Eukaryota, Fungi, Ascomycota, Eurotiomycetes, Onygenales, Onygenaceae. The coding region runs from base 1 to 1794 and encodes 597 amino acids.
AUGGCUUCCAGUCAAGGUACUCCGAAAAAUGAAACCCCCAUAGUGAAAGCCACAUUGUCAAAAUAUGUUCCAGCUUGCGUAUCUACUGAUGUAGAGCUUAAGCACAUUGAAAAUGGGCCUCUUGACGAGAACCCACUUCACAAAUAUAGUCCUAACAAUCCCUUUUCACCCCGCGUACGAGAAAUGGAAUCUAAUCCCAGUCCAUUAUCGCCUAUGUCGCAGUGGGGUAUGCCAGGAAGUGAAGAUAAGGAGGAGGUUAAAAAAAUCGCUAUUGUUGGAGGUGGCAUGUCCGGCUUUGCCGCCUACUGGGCGUUGCGAAAAACCAGGUACCAUGUCGAUCUCUUCGAGGCCACUGACGACUUUGCGAGUCUCACCAAGCCAAUCUUGGGAGGCAUGCCUCCAAAUGACGUGAAAAUAGAUAGGUCUUUUCUUAACUGCUUCGCUCACACUUCGCCGAAUUUGAUGAAAUUGUGCCAGUACUUGAAGAUACCUUUUAUCUCAACUCCCUUCAACUUUACUGUUUCAAAGGAACGUAAUAUACAACAUUGCCGUAUUGAAUAUUUGUCUCAUCGCAUGAAUACUACCAGUUGGAAGACUUGGCUGGAGCCGAGUACAUGGAAGUUGUAUUAUGAGAUCUGGAAGUUCCACUUGUUUUCGAUGGACCUCUUAGGUACGAGAAGACGUGGGCCUGAGGACAAUUACCGGACGCUUAUUGAGGGCGGAAUUUGCAUCCAGUGGACUGUCGGUCGCUAUCUUGACGAUGCCGGUUACUCGGAAAAUUUCAUGUCAAAGUAUCUUUUUCCCUUAGCCCAGAUCGUGUGGAAUAUUGAGUCUCCCGGGGAUCUUCGUGAGCUUCCCAUUCAGCGAUUCGUGGCCUUUUUAUGGACCGCAGGAGUCUUCGGUAUUUCCCCAACCAUAAAGAUUCUGAGACCCGACGGCGAUGCCGCUGAGCGCCUCAAAAGACGCAUUCUUGCCCAGAAGAAUAAUAAGACUAUUCAUAUGAAUUCCAGGGUCGAGUCAGUUGUUGUCCGCCCUGACAAAGGUCAUCGCUUGCUUCACCUUACGUUAUCCGGGGAUAGAAUGCUCUUUUAUGACUACAUUAUAUUCGCGGUCCCACCUGAGGAAGCUCUUCGUCUCUUAGGCGAUGAAGUAACUGACGGGGAGCGGGAAAUUCUAGGCAAUUUCCAAAGCACGCGUGUUCAUGCUUGGCUGCAUUCAGACAAUAGACUUGUACCUAAUGGACAAGUAUCAUCGUACAUCAACUGGGCUAUGUUUGGGGAUGACGUGCCUCAAAUGCCCUGCAUAACUUAUCGUCUGAACGCGUUUAAUGACAGGACUUGCGCAACAAGCCCCCUAUAUGUCACUCUUAACCCUAUGAUUCGUCCCGCCCUGAAAGCAACGGUAGCUGAAUGGACUUACAGUCGGCCUGUAAUCAACGCCCGCUCCUUGAAUGCUCGUCAGCAUCUAGCUAACAUACAAAACGUGACAAAUCGACACCUCAUGUUUUGUGGGUCGUGGGACGGCUAUGGAUUACAUGAGGACAGCGUUCGCAGUGCUUUCUGGCUUGCAACAAGAUAUUUUGAUGCUAAACUCUCAUUUGACUUCACGGAUUCUUCAGUGACAUACCCUUCUGCCCCUCCACGCACUGUUGGUGAACUCUCCUUACGAGCAUUUUUAUACUUGCUGGGAAUGCUUAUAUGGAUCUGGAAGUCUAUUGUUGCUGGCGUAAAUUCAUUAUUAACAUCUUUUGGCGCGGGAAUGGCCUUUAUGCCCACGUUUCUACCCUACGUUUGA